CCCUGUGUCUGUUUUUUCACUCUCUCUUUGGCUCUCGCUCUUUCUUUUUCUCUCUCGCUUUCUCUCUGACACUCGUGGCAGGACAGGACAGAGAGGUAGACUUUCAGUUCUAUCCCACAAACACACGGUGAAACCGUAGACGUCCCCUUUAUGCAUUUUUAACAGCUCAGCAGAUGAUGGGAACAGUUUGGUUGGGACUCUUUGUUCAAAGAUACAGACCAAAGUGAUCAGCUGUAAAUGUUACUUGUCAUUCCCAAGGUAAGGCAGGGGAUGUACUCCUCUGUGCUUUGCUACCUGAUAAGAAGGGUCGCCCCUCAACAUCUUGCUGACCUUUAAUCAGACACGCAUCAGGGACAAGAUACCUUGGCACAUCUUCGAACAGAGACUGACUGGUAGAACAGGAUGCCUGGGUCCAGCGGCGUUAACGUGGAGGGCUCUUGUGGGGCCCUGUGUCGAACCCUGGUUUCUCAGAACGGUCUGCAGAGAGACACAGCAGACAUCUCCCAGUCUGUCCUCUACACAUCCCUGAUGGGCCUGCUGCUGGUUGCUGACAAUGAGAAAGAGGCGCUUACUGUUGGAAGUGGAAGAGUUGGCCUUAGAAACAUUGGGAAUACAUGCUUCCUGAACGCAGUGGUCCAGUGUUUGUCUCACACUUGUGUCCUGCGCAACUAUUGUCUUCUGAAGUCUUACAAGCACGAGAAGUUUUCAAAAGAGGAGGCAAAGCUCAUGGAAAGUUUCUCUCAGGUGCUCUCAGGCCUUUGGGAUGUUAGGGAAGGAGACACUGUUGUAAAUCCUCGACAGUUUUACAGCGUUUUUAAAGCAGCAGUGCCUUACUUCAACGGUUACAGCCAGCAAGACGCUCAGGAGUUUCUCAGGUUCCUACUGGACAAGCUGCAUACCGAAAUAAAUCGCAGGCCUUAUGUUAAAAGGACAGGGAAGGAGCCUCAGCAACAAUACGUCAGAUUUAGAAUUUCAGAAGAGGCGAAUGCCACAUGGAAGAAGCACUUGGAAAGAGAUGACAGCAUAAUAGUAGAUCUUUUCUCAGGUCAGCUGCGGAGUUCACUGCACUGCUCGGUUUGUUCGCACUACUCCAACACGUUUGAUGUGUUCUGUGAUCUGUCGCUGCCCAUCCCUAAAAGGAGCUCUGCAGGGGAAGUCACCCUGCAGGAGUGUCUGGACCUCUUCUCUCAGGAGGAGAAACUUGACAAGGAAAACUCACCAAUGUGUGAGAGAUGUAACAGACGUACAGAGUGCACCAAGCGGCUUUCCAUCCAGAGGUUUCCUCAGGUUAUUGUAAUCCAUUUGAACCGUUUCACAACAUCCAGGUGGUCUAUCAGUAAAAGCACCGUGUACGUGUCUUUUCCCCUCAAAAACCUGGACCUCGCACCUUACGGACCCGUUGACUGUGGCCCAGUUUUAUAUGAUUUAUAUGCAAUUUGUAACCACGCUGGGACUGUGAAUAUGGGCCACUAUACGGCCUGCUGUCUAGACCAAAGUGGAUGGUGCUUCUACAAUGACUCCAGCGCGACCUCGAUCACGGAGAGCCAGCUUCAGACAAAUCAAGCCUACGUCCUGUUCUACCAACGCAGCAGCAGCACAGCCACAGUCAGGAAAUAGCCUACAAGAUGCAGCCAAUCAGUCACCUCACCUCCGGUGUCCAUAGAAACAAAUAGAAGCAGCAGCAGUUUUAACCCUGACAUCAGCAGCAAAAAAACCAUCUCGAUCUCAGUGUGCCUUCUCUGGAACUAAAAGCACAGGGAGAGAGAAGGCAUGCUUGUUGUAACAGGUUUUAAUGUCAGUUGUGCUUGAGAAGCAUCUCAGUAGCCAUUUCAGUGUCUGCAUGGCUACUCUCAGGGAGGUGAGAGCCUGAUGAAUAUGAUGCUCUUAUUCAUUAUGAACAGCUCUUACUCUGCGAUUAUAUGUAUGACGUAAGCACUAUAUACGUGUACAUCAUCAUCAAUCACGCUUACUGAUAUGAGCCCUUACAACCAAAUGAAGAAAACAUAAUAGAAAUAGGUCAUGACUUUGACAUGUAUGUAAGAAAUAAAAUGGCAUCUUGAUAAUUUUUGUAAAUAAAUUCUUAUAAUUAUUCAAGUGGUCACACAUUAAAAUAAAACUUUCUGAAAAACGUUUUGUUUUCCUUUUUUCAAGAGAUUUCAUUCGAGAUUUAUGGUUUCUGAGGAAAAGAAAGUAAAGCGGUGGACUGAUGGCCAUUAUGUCAGAAAGAAUAUGUAGAUGAAGUGUCCGAAUGUAAAUCUUUACCAACUUAAAGUUGAACACAUCCAUAAAAAAGAUGAAAGUAAAAAAUGAGGGAAACAAAGAUCUAUAUUUUUAGACUUCUUCCAAAUUGGUCAAAAUCCACUGGCAAGAAGAGAGAAUUGAUUGAAUUUAUCUUGGAAACCCAGUAAAAAAAAAAAAAACAACUGAGGAAUUAGGAAACCAAAACAAUUAUGGAAAUUUAAAUUAAAAGAGACAAAAUUAAAUAGAUUAUUUUCAAAAAGAUUAUCAUAAAAUUAUAAUCCAUAUCCUUAUUGAAUUAAGUGUUUCAAUAAUUUAUUUAGUUGACAAUUUGUUAAAUAUGCAAUUUAACCAUUAAAUUGCAAGCUUAUAUAGCAGAUGCAGAUAAUUAAUUCAAUGCGUUUUCAGUAGUUUCAUGGUUCCUGUUCCCGGAGCGUCACCAUAAAAUAAAUUUAUCUGUCAAAUUUCGAUAGACAGGACUGAAACUGAUCUGUUCAACUCCACUGGUUUAGCUUCAUUCUUACCAGCCUUUUGCUUCCCUACUCUACGAAACUGGCAUUCAAUCAAUUCUUCGACUUUAUCUGGUCUGGACGACAGCCUCCUGCUUCUGUCUUGUCUGCUAAUUGUAAAAUCUCACCAACGAGCUCACAGGAAGGUCAAGUAAAAUCGUCUAUGAAAGUGGCCAUGACUUUCAUAAACUAGUAGAGUUCAACAGACCCAUGUUAGCUUCACCCCUUGACUUUGAAGGGUGAGUUUGACACAUAAAAUGAAAGUUUCAGCAAGAAAAUUCAAAGACCACAGGUGCAUGAUCAGAUAUUGUAAUGUCAUAAACUCUGCAGGAGAGAACGUUUUGUGGAGGGCCAUGUGCCUUUCUGUUAUCUUGAACCAGUUUACCCAUUCUCCUAUAUUUUUUUCUUUUUCUAACCCAAAUGAUGGCUGAGUGUGAAAACGCACAACUCCCUCUACAUGAGUUGUGUGUGAGAUACACUGAGCAGGAUGUUUGCAACCAGCAUCUUUGCCAUGCCACAUUCAACGUCACUUAAAUCUCCUCUCUUUCCCAUUGCGUUGCUUGAUUUGAGCUACAGAAAAUUAUUUUCAUUGCAUCUAAAUGCCUAAAUGUACCAUGAUGCUCCAAUGUGACUGACUGACAUUGAAUUGGUAACAGGCAAUUUAUAGAUACUAAGUAGACCUGUGAGUAUAUGAGUAAGUGAGACUCAAUCCUGUCAGAACCCAUUCCAUUCUGGUGAAAUCAUGCAACAAUCUCCACACGCCACUUAACUUCCAUAGUUUGGUAUGCAAAUUGCUAAGUUCUUAUAAAAUAUAAACAAAACCUUAAAUAAUUUUCCGUUAGUAGUUUGUACAUUAUGUAAUGAAUUAGAAAACUAUUCCAGGCACUGGGUUGUUUCACUGUGAACAUUUUGGAUGUUAAUGCUGUCAGACGGAUAAAGAGACAGCUGCAGUUUACAGAAAGUUAAAAACAUUUUGCUACGUGUAAGGUGCGGCAUCCUUCUGACAAAUGACACAAGGAGGCAAACUGAGAUUUCCAGUCUGUCUGGUAGGACAAUUAACACACUGAGCUCUUCUACCCCUACUUGCAAGUGUGUUCCUUCAGUUUUACAGAUAGUACAAGGCUGGCAUGUUAGGAUCAGUCAAGCAAACUUUGAAUUUCAGAGUUUAAACGGCUUUAGAUAGCCUAGCCUGAAAGAGAUGACUGGUUUGACAAGUCCCCAUUUCCCUACUCAACUGGAUUGGUAACA
This is a messenger RNA of Xiphophorus hellerii (green swordtail), 3995 nucleotides long. RefSeq names its product ubiquitin specific peptidase 21 (gene usp21). The coding region runs from base 403 to 1617 and encodes 404 amino acids. The record is from RefSeq and is a predicted model, not a curated record. Gene Ontology annotation, molecular function: cysteine-type deubiquitinase activity. Lineage: Eukaryota; Metazoa; Chordata; Actinopteri; Cyprinodontiformes; Poeciliidae. Gene Ontology annotation, biological process: protein deubiquitination. The transcript is spliced from 12 exons.